AUGGGCAUCACAGAACUUAUCGACCACGCAUUGCAUCGCGAGCCUCAGCCCAAGUCAUACGAAAAAAAGAAAAAAUACCGAAUUGGCAAAACAUUAGGCUCGGGAACUUAUGGUGCAGUGAAAGAGGCGGUAAACGUGUCUACUGGUCAGAAAGUAGCAAUUAAAGUGAUUUUGAAAAAAGAUGCAGCCAGUCAAAACGACAUGGUGCAGAAAGAAAUGCAAGUCUUGCAAAACUUGGAUCAUCCCAAUAUCGUAAAGUUUUACGAUUGGUUCGAAUCUCGAGACAAGUACUAUCUUGUUUUUGAAUUAGCUACUGGCGGUGAAUUGUUUGAUCGUAUCUGUCAGCGGGGCAAGUUUACCGAAGCCGAUGCUGUACAGGAAGUUAAAACAAUUCUUGGCGCUAAUUGCGUACAAUCGGUUGCUGAGGAAAAGGCUAAUCUGGUUUCUCGUUUUGUAGCUCCAGAAAUUUUCAAGCGCACAGGAUACAACAAGGCAGUCGAUAUAUGGAGUGUUGGAAUAAUCACGUAUACGCUUCUUUGCGGCUACAUUCCUUUCCGAGCGGAAGAUCGCGCUGCGUUUAUAGAAGAAGUGACUGCCGCUCACGUCGAAUUUCAUGAUCGAUAUUGGAGAAAUGUGUCUAAUGACGCCAAAGGCUUUAUUCUCAGUUUACUAAAUCCUAACCCAGCGGAGCGCCCAACUGCUGAACAAGCUCUUCGUCAUAAGUGGUUGACAGGCGAAAAUAAAGCAGACUUUAAUUUGUUAGACGGCAUAACCGAAAACUUUAAUGCCAGGAAAAAGUUUAAACAGGCAAUCGACGCUGUACAAGCGCUCAACAGAAUCAGGGGAGCAAGCAAGUCUAGCAGCGAAGAAGAGAAUGAAGAUAACGAGGGCAAGGCGGAUGAGAACCCUGUUCAGUCGCAAGUUUAA
Molecule: messenger RNA, 927 nt
Organism: Paraglomus occultum
Lineage: Eukaryota; Fungi; Glomeromycota; Glomeromycetes; Paraglomerales; Paraglomeraceae
Source: the annotation of a GenBank genome assembly